AUGGACCCUGAUGAUUUGUUCAACUCUCUUGAGCAAGAUGAAACCCCUGCCGCUGAUCCGAUUGGCCAGCUCGAGGGCCAGAAGCUAACCGCCGCCCAAGAGUAUGCCAAUAACCUGCUGGCUGGACUGGGCAUGGACGAAGAAACUGCGGUGCCGGCGAAACGCCCCCAUUUUGAUGCGGGACUUGAACCGGAAGAAGGGCAAAUCCAGCGUAACUACGACCAGAACAUACAUGUCCACACCAUCGAAACAGACACCGAGAACUGCGUGCAUGAAGUUGCUCUGCCGCCGAACAUCGACUUCGAGCCGCUGAGAACGAUGAGCGUUGAACCGGCUCACACCUAUCCAUUCCAACUCGACUCGUUCCAGAAGGAAUCCAUCCAGUGUAUCGAAAACAGUCAAUCUGUGCUCGUCUCCGCUCACACCUCUGCUGGAAAAACCGUCGUUGCUUUGUAUGCCAUCGCCCAGAGCUUGCGGGACAAGCAGCGCGUCAUCUACACCUCCCCGAUCAAAGCGCUUUCGAAUCAGAAGUAUCGUGAAUUGGAGGAGCAGUUCCAGGAUGUCGGAUUGAUGACGGGUGACGUUACACUCAAUCCUGAUGCUUCCUGCUUGGUGAUGACUACAGAAAUUCUUCGCUCGAUGUUGUAUCGAGGUUCUCAGAUAAUGCGUGAAGUCGGCUGGGUGGUUUUCGAUGAAAUCCAUUACAUGCGCGAUAAAGAGCGAGGAGUCGUUUGGGAAGAAACUAUCAUAUUGAUGCCACCUACCUGCCACGCUGUGUUCCUAUCCGCCACCAUUCCUAAUGCUAGGCAAUUCGCUGAAUGGGUCUGCUGGCUGAAGCGAAAGCCCUGCCAUGUCGUCUACACUGAUUACCGACCUACGCCUCUUCAGCAUUUCAUCUUCCCGGCUGGGGCCAGUGGACUUUACGAGGCUGUAGAUAUCAAGGGCAAUUUCCGCGAGGACAAGUUUGCUGAGGCCAUGUCAUUUUUGAAAUCGGAUGGCGAUGCCAAACACGGGAUCCAGCGGGGCCGGAAAGGCGGCGCAAAAGCGGCUUCCGAGUCUAACGUCAACAAGAUCAUCCGCACAAUGAAGGAAAACGACAUGGUGCCGUGCAUCAUUUUCUCGUUCUCCAGAAAGGAGUGUGAGGGCUACGCUCUGGCGCUCAAGGACAUGGACUUCAACACAGCGAGGGAGAAGCAGCAAAUCCGCGAAAUAUUCCAAAAUGCCAUCGACAUAUUGAACGACGAGGACAAGAAGCUCCCACAGAUCAGCCAGAUUCUACCGCUACUGUCCAGAGGUAUCGGCGUCCAUCACUCCGGCCUAUUGCCUGUUUUGAAGGAAUUGGUCGAAAUCUUGUUCGGCGAAGGGCUUUUGAAGACCCUUUUCGCCACUGAAACUUUCUCGAUGGGCCUCAACAUGCCAGCCAGAACGGUGGUCUUCACCUCGGCUCGCAAAUUCGACGGCAAGGAUUUCAGAUGGAUCACCUCGGGAGAAUACAUCCAAAUGUCUGGGCGAGCUGGUCGUCGUGGUCUUGACACCCGCGGUCUGGUGAUCAUGAUGGUUGACGAGCAGAUGAGCCCCAGUGACGCUCGACAGAUCAUCAAGGGUACGACGGACCCGCUGAAUUCUCAGUUCCGCCUUACCUACAACAUGGUCCUCAAUAUGCUCCGUGUCGAUGGUGCCACUCCGGAAUACAUGCUGGAGCACAGCUUCUAUCAGUUCCAGAAUAACGCCUCCAUCCCCGUUCUGCAGACAAAACUAGCGGCAUUGGAGACCGAACUCGAUUCGAUUCAAAUUACAAAAGAAGUGGCCCUGGAUGGGUACUACGAAUUGGAGAAAUCGAUCGUCACAGCAAAGGAGCAAAUCCGGGCGACCGUGAUGAGCCCGAAAAAUUUGGUGCCAUUUCUACAUGCCGGUCGUUUGUUUCACAUCAAAAAGGCAAACCUCGAUUUCGGCUGGGGCCCGUUGAUCAAUUUCCAUCGUAAAGUUAACCCAGACAAUAAAAGCGAGGUGGUAUUUGCCUUGGAGGUGCUCCUUCCACUUGCCCCGGACUCCGUCGGUGAUUUGAAGAAUAUUGCGCAACUCAGGCCGGCUACAAGCUUAGACAGGGCUUCUUGGGAAGUUGUCCCUCUGGCUAUCGACACGGUCUACGAUGUGUCCGCCGUUCGAAUUCAGCUUCCGAAAUCGCUGAAACACGAAAAGGAGCGGGCAGUUGUUGAAACGAUAUUGAAGGAAGUGAAGAAGCGCUUCAAGGACACCUACCCACCUCUCGACCCCAUCACCGAUAUGAAGAUCAAUGACGAGCGCUUCAAGAAAAUGUACGAGGCACAGAAGAAGAAUGAAGCACGCUAUCUGGAGCACGAGCUCCGAGGCCGGAAGGACUUUGAGCAGCUUUGCGAGCAAUGGAAAAGAAAGGACAUGAAGCGACAAGAGGUGCAGCAGCUGAACAAGGAUUUGUCGAAGGCGAUGAGCUUACUGCAGCAAGAUGAACUGAAGAAGAGGAAGCGCGUGCUCAGACGCCUGGAAUAUUGCGACCAAGGCGACAUUGUGACUGAAAAGGGAAAAGCCGCUUGCGAGAUUUCGGCAUCGGAUGAACUGCUGCUCGUUGAGAUGCUGUUCGCCGGCGUAUUCGCCAAGCUGUCGCCUACGGAGAUCGCCGCCCUGCUUUCUUGCUUCGUCUUCCAGGAUAAAGCCCCGCCUGGCAAGAUGGCCGAGAACCUUUCGGGAUGUCUACGCCAAAUUCAGGAACACGCUCGUCGCAUUGCAAAGAUCACGAUCGAUUGCAAGAUGGAGCUUGACGAGGAGCAGUAUGUCGACUCGUUCAAGCCGGGUCUCAUGGAGGUGGUUUCCGAGUGGGCCGACGGGAAGUCGUUUGCCGACAUCACAAAGAACCGUGACCUAUUCGAGGGAUCCAUAAUCCGUACGCUGCGUCGACUGGAAGAGGUGCUGCGCGAGAUGAUGUCCGCUGCAAAGAACAUAGGAAACGCCGAGCUAGAGGAGCGCUUCUCGGCGGCAAAGACGAUGGUGAAGCGCGACAUCGUGUUCGCCGCCUCGCUCUACCUC
Messenger RNA from Mesorhabditis spiculigera, 3060 nucleotides. Lineage: Eukaryota; Metazoa; Nematoda; Chromadorea; Rhabditida; Rhabditidae. The record is from the annotation of a GenBank genome assembly.